UUGCGAAGGGGGAGAAUAACGUCGGGUCGGGUCAGCGGGCGCUGCAGUAGUCGCCGCAGCGGCGAUGGGAGCGGUGGGGACGCGGCGGCGGCGGCGGCGGCAGGAGGAGGAGCAGGGGCUGGCACGAGAGCAGCGGCUGGGGGUGGCCUGCAGCGGCACUAACAGCGGCAGCAGCAGCCGCCGCCGCCGCCGGCAGUAGACGCGAACGGUGCCCGAGGGAACCGGCGAGCCCGCGGGCCCUGAAAGCCGUGCUCGGGUCCCGCCGCACUGGGCGGCGGGGGAUGGGCAGGCGGCGGCGGCCGUUCCUGCCGAGGGUUGACGUCUGCCGGUCCCGGCCCUGAGCUGGACCCUAGCCCUCUGCCCGAAAUCUCUGCGUCGGCCCGGCCCAGCAUGAAAUCUUUCUGGGCCCAAUAAAUGUAUCCAGAAAUUAAAAUAACUGCUAAAGUGGAGAGGAACUUUACAAGACAUUAUGGUUACAGUAACUGACAACAAAAUAAAAGUGUUCAAUGGAAACCACCCUUGGGAUCUGGAUGCCUGUGUAGCCAUUCUGCCACACCUGUGAAUUGCAAUGAGUGGAGGAGGAGAACAGCCGGAUAUCCUCAGUGUUGGAAUCCUGGUCAAAGAAAGAUGGAAAGUGUUGAGGAAGAUUGGAGGUGGGGGCUUUGGAGAAAUAUACGAUGCCUUGGACAUGCUUACCAGGGAAAAUGUUGCACUGAAAGUGGAAUCCGCUCAACAGCCAAAGCAAGUUCUAAAAAUGGAGGUUGCUGUAUUAAAAAAACUACAAGGGAAAGACCAUGUUUGUAGAUUUAUUGGCUGUGGGAGGAACGAUCGAUUCAACUAUGUGGUCAUGCAGUUGCAGGGUCGAAAUCUGGCAGAUCUUCGCCGUAGCCAAUCUCGGGGCACAUUCACCAUUAGCACUACUCUUCGAUUGGGUAAACAAAUUUUGGAGUCUAUUGAGAGCAUCCAUUCUGUGGGAUUCUUACACAGAGACAUCAAACCGUCAAACUUUGCCAUGGGUCGCUUUCCUAGUACAUGUAGGAAAUGUUACAUGCUUGAUUUUGGCUUGGCACGACAGUUUACCAAUUCCUGUGGUGACGUCAGACCACCUCGAGCUGUGGCAGGCUUUCGUGGAACAGUUCGUUAUGCAUCAGUCAAUGCCCAUCGGAACAGGGAAAUGGGAAGACAUGAUGACCUUUGGUCCCUAUUUUACAUGUUGGUGGAAUUUGUGGUUGGUCAGCUGCCAUGGCGAAAAAUUAAGGACAAGGAGCAAGUAGGCUCUAUUAAGGAGAGGUAUGACCAUAGGCUAAUGUUGAAACAUCUCCCUCCGGAAUUCAGCACCUUUCUGGACCACAUCUCCUCCCUGGAUUAUUUUACAAAACCAGACUAUCAGCUUCUUACAUCAGUGUUUGACAACAGUAUCAAGACCUAUGGAGUAAUUGAGAGUGACCCUUUCGACUGGGAGAAAACUGGGACUGAUGGCUCCCUGACAACCACCACCACCUCUACCACCCCUCAGUUACACACCCGCUUGACCCCGGCAGCAAUUGGAAUUGCUAAUGCUACUCCCAUCCCAGGAGACUUGCUUCGAGAAAAUACAGAUGAGGUAUUUCCAGAUGAGCAGCUUAGCGAUGGGGAAAAUGGCAUCCCUGUUGGUGUGUCACCUGAUAAACUGCCUGGAUCUCUGGGUCACCCUCGUCCUCAGGAGAAGGAUGUCUGGGAAGAGAUGGAUGCCAACAGGAAUAAGAUAAAGCUUGGGAUUUGCAAAGCUGCUACCGAAGAGGAGAACAGUCAUGGCCAAGCAAAUGGUGUUAUGAAUGCUCCAAGCCUUGGUUCACCAAUUCGUGUUCGCUCAGAGAUUACUCAACCAGACAGAGAUGUUCCAUUGGUGCGAAAGUUACGCUCCAUUCACAGCUUUGAACUGGAAAAACGUUUGACCCUAGAGCCAAAGCCAGACACUGACAAGUUUCUUGAGACCUGCCUGGAGAAAAUGCAGAAAGAAUCCAGUGCAGGAAAGGAAUCUCUUCUCCCUUCACUGCUUCAUAAGCCGUGUGUUCCUGCUGUCUCCCGUGCUGACCACGUCUGGCACUAUGAUGAAGAAUAUCUUCCAGAUGCUUCCAAGCCUGCUUCUGCAAAUACCCCUGAGCAGGCAGAUGGUGGUGGCAGCAAUGGAUUUGUAGCUGUUAACCUGAGCUCCUGCAAACAGGAGGUUGAUUCCAAAGAGUGGGUGCUUGUGGACAAAGAGCAGGACCUUCGGGAUUUUAGGACAAAUGAGGCUUUAGGCCAUAAAACAAAUGGAAGCCCUUCUGAUGAGGAGCCCGAAGUGCUUCAUGUCCUGGAGGAAUCACCACAAGAUGAAAAGUUCCGAUUGAGUCCUUGGGCAGAGAAUGAUCAUUUAAAGAAACAAACUUCAGGUGUGGUCUUAACACUUUCUGGGGAGUGCCCUGCCAUUGCUGCUUCAGAACAGUAUACAGAUAGGUUAGAACUCCAGGCUGGAACUACAAGUCAAUUUAUUGCAGCAACACCCACGAGUCCAAUGGAGGCCCAAGCAGAAGGACCCCUAACAGCGAUUACAAUUCCUAGACCUUCUGCAGCAUCUACACAGUCAACUUCUGGAAGCUUCCACUAUGGUCAGCUGCUGCCAGAGAAGAAAGAUCUUCAGCCCAUGGAGCCAACUGUUGAACUUUACUCUCCAAGGGAGAACUUUUCUGGCAUGGUGGGGACGGAGGGUGAGCCUCCUAGCGCAGGAAGCAGAACAGACUUGGGAGUUCAGAUAGAUCAUAUUGGUCAUGAUGUGUUACCCAAUAUUAGAGAGAGUGACAAAUGCCAAGACCCCAGAUCAAAAGACCUUCUUGACCAUAACAAACUGGCUAUGAAGGAAUUUGAGAAUCUCCCUAGGGAGACUGAAGAGAAAAGCAUUCUCCUAGGGUCAGAGAAUGAAGAUGAGAAAUUAAGUAAAGGGCAACAAUGUAUUGAAAUUUCCUCCCUCCCAGGAGAUUUGGUAACUCUGGAAAGGGAUCGCUCAGCUACUAGUGAACCUCUUGAUGCGACAAAAACACAAACUUUUAGUGUGGUGCCAAAUCAAGAUAAAAAUCAUGAGAUAAUGAAACUUCUGGCAGUUGAAACUUCAGAAGUUUCUCCACGACUCACUGACUCACAUGGUGAAGGCCAGGUUGCAGCAAUACAAAAAAGCAAAAUUUCUAAGGAUGAAGAGAGCAAGAGUGAAGACUUGCCAGGUUAUCAAGGAGAUCUAUCUACUUUUUUGCACCAAGAGGGUAAGAAAGAGAAAGUUGCUCCUACAAAUGGAGAAUUAUUUCAUUGUGUUUCUGAGAGUGAACAUUGUUCCCCAUCCAGAAAAGAUAUGGUUAGGUCAUCCCUUGCAACUAGACACAGCCGAAUUCCUGUUUUAGCACAAGAGAUAGACUCAACUUUUGAAUCAUCCUCUCCAGGCUCUGCAAAAGAAAAGCUUCUCCAAAAGAAAGCCUAUCAGCCAGAUCUAGUCAAGCUACUGGUGGAAAAAAGGCAACUCAAGUCUUUUCUUGGGGAUUUCUCAAGUGCCUCUGAUAAAUUGCUAGAGGAGAGACUAGCCACUGUUCCUGCUUCCUUUUCUGAGGAAGAAGUCCUCACUCCCUUUUCAAGACUGGCUGUAGACUCACACCUGAGCAGGUCAGCUGAAGAAAACUUUCUGUCACCCAUCAUCUCCCAGUCCAGAAAGAGCAAAAUCCCAAGGCCAGUUUCAUGGGUUAACACAGAGCAAGUUAAUAGCUCAACUUCAUCUCAGUUCUUGCCUCGACCACCACCAGGGAAGCCACCCACCAGGCCUGGAGUAGAAGCCAGACUCCGCAGAUAUAAAGUCCUAGGAAGUAGCAAUUCUGACUCAGAUCUUUUUUCACGCCUGGCCCAAAUUCUUCAAAAUGGCUCUCAGAAACCUCAGUGCAAAAGUCCAGGAUCCCCUCACAAUCCAAAAACACCACCCAAGAGUCCAGUUGUCCCUCGCAGGAGUCCCAGUGCCUCUCCUCGAAGCUCUUCUUUGCCUCGUACAUCUAGUUCCUCGCCAUCCAGGGCUGGACGGCCCCACCAUGACCAGAGGAGUUCAUCCCCACAUCUGGGGAGAAGCAAGUCACCCCCCAGCCACUCAGGAUCUUCCUCUUCUAGGAGGUCCUGCCAACAGGAGCAUUGCAAACCCAACAAGAAUGGUCUGAAGGGAACUGGCAGCCUCCACCACCAUUCAGCCAGCACUAAAGCCCCCCCAGGGAAGAGUAAGUCAGCCAGUAAACUCAGCAGAUAGGGGCUGGGCUGCAUCUUUGUGAAAAGUGUGAGAUCUUCCUCCUAAACCCGAUGCAUGUGUGUCCCUGUACUGUCUAUUUAAAAAAUCAGUGUUGAUCUUCUCUUGCAAAAGAAGGUAACAUGAUAAAUUAUUCAUAAAAAGACAUAAAUAUAUGAUAAGGAAUUUCUUAAGGCAGACAGCAAGCAGAAAACAGAAUCAAUGCCUUUGCAUAGGAAGGAGCAACCUAACAAAAUCCAAGGAGGGAAACUCAUUAAAUGAACUUUCAUUUUCAGCUGCCUUUUAAACAGGAGGUGAAGGUAGGAGGUAGAAUGGAAGUUUAAAGGGUUUUGCCACUUUUUAAAGGGUCUACUCAAAGUUGUUAUAGCACAAGUAAAACUUGUUUUAAUAUUUUCUUUCAGAACUUCCCAACCUUAGAGAGUAAGUUAAGUAUUAUUUUUAUAUUAGAGUAUGUAAGAAGUCUAUUCUUGAAGAGCCAGUUAUCAUACAGAUUUGACUUCUGUUGUGUAUCUGGCAUAUCAAGAAUUCACACCUUUACUUAGUCUCAUUCUUAGUAAAAUCCCUGGAUUUCACAUUUAUCAUUUAGUAUUUUUCACCUGACCUGGCUUCUUUUUAACAGUACACUCUAAUGUGUUUUCAGCAGCAUAUGCUGAGAAUUGUUUUAGUCCCCUAAUAUUUCCUUUGGAGCAAAGUACUUUAAUGUAUUAUUUUGUGAAAAGUAACUGAUGAAAUUUAAGAAAAGGAAGCUUAGGUAAAUCUCAAUAGAGCUACUUUGCAGCCUUUAGUGCUAAAUUUAGGGAGAGAGGAUAGUGUAUGGUAAUCCCUUCCAGAGAGAAGAAUCUUCUCCCCCCAAGUUUCCUCCUUGUGGAAAGAAAAACCGACCAGAUUAGACCUCUGCUUCCUCAAUCUUUUAGGUAUCAACUAUUUGUAAUAUCAGCCUCCAAGAUAAUACCAGGGAAGUACAAUGCUAUGGAAUGUGACUUUGCUUUUAGAGAUUUAGGGAAAGAAAUUAGGAAUGUUGUUGAGGUUUAUAACCCUCAAACUUUAUAUUUUAUACAUUUAGCCAAUAAGGAAUGAGUAUCUGGGAAAAUAAAUUUAGACCCAAUAUUUAUCUUUAAAUGUUUUGUUAGCUGCUUUUCCUGUGCUUUGAUUUGAUAUUUUGGCUUCUUGACCUGAUUUCCAAGUAAUCUCAAUUUAGAAAGCUUGAGAAGGAUCAUACUUGU
Sorex fumeus (smoky shrew) is the source of this 5505-nucleotide messenger RNA. It is a transcript of the gene TTBK2, whose product is annotated as tau tubulin kinase 2. Gene Ontology annotation, cellular component: nucleus; cytoplasm; ciliary transition zone. Lineage: Eukaryota; Metazoa; Chordata; Mammalia; Eulipotyphla; Soricidae. The coding region runs from base 569 to 4285 and encodes 1238 amino acids. Gene Ontology annotation, biological process: signal transduction; cilium assembly; peptidyl-serine phosphorylation. Gene Ontology annotation, molecular function: ATP binding; protein serine/threonine kinase activity. The record is from RefSeq and is a predicted model, not a curated record. The transcript has 16 exons.